AUGGUGUCGUACCGAAAAACACGGAUUGUCUGUGUCUCUGAUACCCAUGGCUACUUACCGCAGGAAGCAGGAUUUUCCCUACCUCCGGGAGAUGUCCUGAUCCAUGCUGGAGACCUUACAAACACCGGGACGCUGGCAGAACUCCAGCGCACUAUACAAUGGAUCAAAGAUGCAAACUACGAAGCCAAAAUUGUUGUUGCGGGCAAUCAUGAUGUGACUCUGGACCCAGAGUUUUACGCGGAACACGGAUCGUGUUUUCACAAGAAGCUCGAGAACCCUGCUAAAUGCAUUGAUAUCCUCAAGAGCGAGAACGAUUCUAUUCUGUUUCUCAGCCAUGAAUCUGCCGUGGUGAAACUGUCCCGUCCAGAGGGUCCUCGAACCGCGUUCAAAGUCUUUGGUUCUCCAUUCUCAAGAUUCAGCGGCCGGUGGGCGUUUGGGUAUGACACAGCAGAGGAAGGUGACCGCUUAUGGAGCCAGAUUUCUCCAGAUGCUGAUAUAGUAGUUACGCAUACACCCCCGUUCGGGUAUUGUGACCGUCAUCACCCUGAUGACGAACAGGAAGAUAGUACCUCGUCUGGCUGCAAGCAACUACUUGAUACUCUACGCAACAUUCGACCAAUGCUUUCUAUCUGCGGUCAUGUCCAUGAAAGUCGCGGCUACGAAAGGGUGCUGUGGAAUGGGGAUUCUGGCGCUGUUUCGCUUGCAAAGGAGCCCUUGCCACCUAUUAACAGCAAGAAACAAAGUCUUGUUGAUCUGACCGGGAAAAGGCAGCCUGCAAUACUAAACACAGGGGGGAUUGGCACUUUCGAAGAAGGGCAUGCCGUUCAGGAUGCAGAAGCGAUCCAGCGACUUCGGCAAGAGACAUGCGUUGUCAAUGCUGCUAUCAUGGCUAAGAGCUGGCCUCACGCUGGUGGGAAACAGUUUAAUCGGCCGAUUGUCGUUGAUGUCAACCUUCCAGUCUGGGAUGAGGACGGGGAGCAAUGA
Molecule: messenger RNA, 984 nt
Organism: Talaromyces rugulosus
Lineage: Eukaryota; Fungi; Ascomycota; Eurotiomycetes; Eurotiales; Trichocomaceae
Exons: 2
Coding region: 1-984 (327 amino acids)
Molecular function (GO): hydrolase activity
Source: RefSeq, a predicted model, not a curated record